AUUACUUGAUCUACCAGUAAACUCGAGGUUUGAGUGCAUGGCUUGAUCAAUUUCUGAUAAGAAUUCACUCAUAAAGCUUUUCAUACUGCCUAAUGAUUGGGCAUUUCCGGUGUCGGUGUACGAGUCUCCAAAAGCAAAAACCUUAGAGAAACUAUGAGCAAAUUGGCUUUUGUCAUAACCCGUAGAAAUAUCAGAACUUACGGAAGAACUAGAGUUUGUAGAACCUUGAGCAUCAUAAGAAUUGGUGCCUCUCAAAGAACCAGUGUGUACCGCAGAGUAUCCAGAUGUCGCAAAAGAACCGGUGUGUGCCGCAGAGUUGCUGGAUGUUGCAGAAGAACCGCUGUGUGUGACAGAGUGACUAGAUAUAACAGAAGAACCGAUCUGUGCCGCAGAGUGACUAGAUCUCGCAAAAGAACCGCUUUGUGCUGUAGAGUGACUAGAUGUUGCAGAAGAACCAAUGUGUGGGGAAGAGCCUGAAGUUGUAAAACUAUCACCCAUAGGAGAACCAACAACUGUGGAAGGGCCCAUAGUAGAACUAGAAGAUGUAGAAGAACCAGUUCUUGUGGAAGAACUGGAAUCACCAGAAUGUGAUAAAGCAUGUGAAUCUUUAAAAUUGUUGGAACUUGAACCUGUGGAAGAGGUUGAAUCACCGGAACUUGAACUUGCGGAAGAGCUUGAAUCACCGGAACCUGAUGUACAAUUCAAAUUAUUAGAAUCCUUAGAAUGUUUACAACAUGAUAACGAAUAUGAACUUGUGUACGUACCAGAGUUUGUGGCAGAGUUAGAAGCACCAGAAUCAUUAAAGGAACCAAAAUGGUUAAAAGAACCAGAGUGUGAAGAUGAACUGGAAUGGGACAAUGACCCAGAAGUUGAACUAGAAUGUGAGGACGUGCCUGAACCCUUAUAAGUGCUAGAACCCAAUGAAGAGCCGAAACUUUUAGAAGAAGCAAAAUGUGAGGAUGAUCUAGAAGUUGCAUUUGAAUGUGAGAAAGAUGAAGAGUCAUGACCCGUAGCAACACUGUGACUUGUAGAACCGGAAUGUGAAGACGGGCCAAAACCCUUAGAAUCACUAGAACCUGAUGAGGAACCAGUACUUGAAGCCCCGGAGCCUGAUGAAGAGUGAGAGGUUGUAGCAGAACCGGAAUAAGACUUGUUUGAAUUUACGGAAGAGACAGAACCUUUAGAAAACCAGAAUGAUGAAAAGAAGCUGAAUGUGAAGCUGAACUGGAAUGUGAGGAUGCGCUAGAAGCUGAACCUGCAUGUGAGAAAGAUGCAGAGCUAUGACCCAUAGCACCUCCUUGAUUUGAAGAAUCAGAUUGUGAGGAAUUGUUAGAACUCUUAGAAACCCCAUUACCUGAUGAAGAACCAGAACUUGUAGAGGAACCGGAAGCCCCGGAACCUGAUGAAGAGUUAGAAGUCACAGCAGAACCGGAACCUUUA
Molecule: messenger RNA, 1440 nt
Organism: Hibiscus syriacus
Lineage: Eukaryota; Viridiplantae; Streptophyta; Magnoliopsida; Malvales; Malvaceae
Exons: 2
Coding region: 458-907 (149 amino acids)
Source: RefSeq, a predicted model, not a curated record